This is a messenger RNA of Myzus persicae (green peach aphid), 3591 nucleotides long. RefSeq names its product ethanolamine kinase 1 (gene eas). Bases 697 to 1761 code for a protein of 354 amino acids. Lineage: Eukaryota; Metazoa; Arthropoda; Insecta; Hemiptera; Aphididae. Gene Ontology annotation, biological process: phosphatidylethanolamine biosynthetic process. Gene Ontology annotation, molecular function: ethanolamine kinase activity. The record is from RefSeq and is a predicted model, not a curated record. The transcript is spliced from 7 exons. Gene Ontology annotation, cellular component: cytoplasm.
CAAUAUUUGUAAACAUUCGUCCCGCGAAGAUUAAAUACGUUGAUGAUAAUAUUGAAUGUUUCAUACAUAAUAAUAUUAUUAAAAUAUACGACAGCAUAAUAUUAUAUUUAAUCUACGAUAAUAUAACACGUAUCUAAUAUAUUAUGUAAUACUCAUCGUCCGUUUAAUGUAGGCCAAUGGUCUAUGGUAGUACUCAUCAGCACGUCAGGGUCAGCGACCGUGUAGAAUCUCGACUACGUGUUACGUUUGUCCGUCGUCGCGAUUCCCAUUGCCCGUUUGAAUUUUCUGCGCACGGGGACAGCCAAGGCUAACAGAAUUAGUCGGUCCGGAUGCGUCCUUUGCUGGAGCAGCAGGUCGAAUAAGUCGAUUAGAGUCUAAUCAUCAGGCCUUUGUAGAACAAACCUAACGGAUCAUCCAACGCAUUAUAUUACGUGUCUGUAACUGUAAGACAAUGUAUAGCUUUAUCUAUUUUCUGGCCCAAUUAACAAUAUAGAACUAACUCGUAUAUUGAUUUGAAAGAGGGAAAACAGUGGUCGGCAAGAUCAGAAGCCAAUAUAUUUCUGGUCUAUGAUUGGUAUCGCGGCAUCACACGCGUCCCACCUUUUACACCGUGCGCGUUGUGUGUCGAUAGAUGUGACGUAUAAACAAUAAACAUACAAAUUAUUUUAUAACAUAUUAGCUUCACGAUCGUUCAAAAUGUCUGCUAUUCCUCACUUGCCCAUUUUUGUUGAAGACGACGAUAUUGAAAAAGGAUCUCAAAUCAUAUUGAAACUAAUAAGGCCGGACUGGGAUUUGGAAAAAAUCAGAUGCAAGUUGUUCACAGAUGGUAUUACUAACAAGUUGGUCGGUUUGUUCGACGAUUCGCGUUCAGAAAAUGAUGGCGUGCUGGUUCGCAUUUACGGGAAAAAUACCGAACAGAUCAUUGACAGGAAAGCAGAAGUCGAAAACUUUAAGUUUUUGUACCGUGCUGGAAUCGCGCCGGAUCUGUACGCAACGUUCGAUAAUGGUUUGGUGUACAAAUACAUUAGAGGCGAAACGCUGACCACUACCACAGUCCGGGACCCGAAUAUUUACAGGGUAGUGGCUAGAACAAUGGCGAGAUUUCACCGGUUAGGUACAAGUGGUAAAGGGGCAGGCGACGAGACGAAUAAAUCCGGACUAUGGAAUAAAAUGGAACAGUUCGCCAAUCUCAUUCCGGAACGUUUUAGCUCGCCGUCCAUCGACCUCCAGUAUCGAAAGACAUUCCCUCAAGGCGUCAAAAGUCUACGUGCCGAUAUUGAAACGGUCAAAACAUUGCUGGAGAACAUCGGAAGUCCAGUCGUGUUCUGUCACAACGACCUGCUGUUGACCAACAUACUUGUACAGAGUGACAACGCUCUGGGAGGUAGUCCCGUCAGCGUAGCAUUCAUCGAUUAUGAGUACGCCAUGUUCAACAAUCAGGCGUUCGACAUAGCAAAUCACUUUAUUGAAUUCGCUGGUGUACAAGAACCGGACUUUUCAUUGUAUCCAAAUGUCGAUUUGCAAAUGGACUGGCUGAGGUCCUAUCUGGAAGAAUACAUCGGUGAAUCUUUGGACCAAAACGAUCCAAGAGUGGCCGUGCUCAAUGACCAAGUAAACAUGUUUACAAUUGCAUCGCAUUUGCUAUGGAUAUUCUGGUCACUCGUACAAACCGAAAUAUCGGUGAUCGAUUUUGAUUAUUUAAAAUAUGCAGAAAUGAGAUUAGAACUGUACAUGAAAGUGAAAAGUUCACUCAUCAAAUGAACACUUGUGACAUUCCUUACAUAAUUCUAUAAUUGUAUGAUACUUUCAAAUUAAUAUGUUUUCAUGUAUACCAUUAUAAGACAAGAAAAAUAUGCUAUAAUAUAGGCUCACCACGCUUCGUCAAUAAAUAUUAAAUUAUAGGCAUAAACUUUUAUUUUUUAUUUGAAUGCGUUACCACUAUGCGGAUGAUUAACGUCAUUUACCUGCUACACCGCCGUCAAAUUGCAUCGUAAUCACAAUAAUUUUUCUAAUUGUAUGCCUAUAUGGUAUCACCUGCAUGGUUAUUAGCCGGCUCUUACUGCGGGGGUUUUUACGGUUAGGUCAGAACACAUGUGCAGUAUGUGGCAAGGAUUUGUUGCUAAAAAUCCCCCGUGGUCACCCAUCCGGGAGCCAGUAACACCAGCCGGUGAGUCCACUCAAGGCGCGUGCGCAAGUAAAUGUAAAUACCGUGCCACGUCAAGCCACAAUCACAAUAUUAUAAUUUAGUAAUUAUAGUACAAAGAGAUUUGUUGAAACAUAUAAAUUGUGUACACAUUGACUCACCAGCACUGCUUUUGUUUUAAAGUGAAACAAUCAACAUUUUCUUAUUACAAUCAGUGAUAAAUAUACCAAAUGAUGAUAUAACUUAAAAUAUUGAAUAUUAAUAUCUUACUCACCUUGUAAUUUGUAUAAGAAUAUUAAUACUAACUACUGUUAGUAUGUUACAUGUUACUUCCAAUAGCCGGUAUUCUACCUUGAAGUCCGAAGACAAAUUAUACCGGUAAAAUAAGCCAUAAAGUUAGACUUAAAGUAAUACAUAAUAUACACUUUACUUUUAAGUAAUUUUCCACAAACUUUGCGGUAGGUAAUACGAAGUCAACCCUAUAAAAAAUCAAAAAAUGGAAAGUUUUGAAAACUAAAACAACGUUGUUUCACCAGGACUUUCGGAUAGUCUAAGCCCUAGGGCCUGUUGAGAGCUGAGCUGGCAGUGAUGUUUGUCCCAAGAAAAAAUUGUGUUAUCAGACCAAUGCAUCGCCACGGCAAAUGCGCUACUAAAAUUGGAAAUUGCCCAAGACGGAGAUUACGUCAUGACAACGGAUUUAAUCAAGUGCCCGCCUUGCAAUGGUAAUACCGUGGUAACCAAGACUCCGGGUUCAAGAUCACAAGACACCGGAUGUGCUCCCUCGAAUAACCCGGCGUGAAUCAGUUUUGACUUUGAAAUGGAUAUAGGGAUAUACUUAGUAAUAAUAUUCACUUGGCUCCGGCUCAACUCGAGUCAUUGGUCACACACUCGCACACUGGCCGAGCACACUACCAAAUAAGUGUUUGGAAAGUGAAUAAUGGUACUUGAGAACGAUGUAUACAUAUGUAUAUUUUCCCGAUAUAUAUUGAAAACGUGACAGAACUACGGCCGUCUAUAUAAUAUGUCUAUAAAACACGUUGAGACUACGAUAACGUCAAAAGUCAAACGUCAUCUAGUCAGACAGCGCUCUGGCCGAUCCUUGACGAACGGUAGCCAUACGGCGAUCAGUGAUUUUUCCACGGCGCAGUGUAGACCCUAGACGAACUAUAUCGACGACGUUCUUAGAAGGUGAUGGUCGUCUGUUCCCAGCGUUCUACCCGUGGUGUGCUCGAAGGAUUAAAAUCUUUCGCAGAACCGAGGAUUUUAUACGGACGAGUUCCGCCGUAUUUUGUAGGAGAUUCGGAAACGCGCAGAGACAGCAGCAUUUCUCAGGUGCUCGUGUAUUCGAGGUGUCGUUGAUGUCAACAUAUUGUAGUUCCGAGGUUAUGUUGCAAAUAAUGAUGGUGGUACAGCCAUGUGGUGAACUCGAAUCUCGGCAGACUUUGCGA